Pieris brassicae (large cabbage white) is the source of this 1911-nucleotide messenger RNA. RefSeq lists its product as uncharacterized. The coding region runs from base 293 to 1456 and encodes 387 amino acids. The transcript is spliced from 4 exons. NCBI's taxonomy places the organism in Eukaryota, Metazoa, Arthropoda, Insecta, Lepidoptera, Pieridae. The record is from RefSeq and is a predicted model, not a curated record.
UUCAGCCUCUCGUAGUCGUUCAGUGCAGUUUGUCAAUAAUUUAACUACAUUAAAGACUCCUAACAAAAUUUAAAAUAAUUACAAUUUACAGUUCACAUGCUCGCAUGCGAACUCUAUUAACUUUCUCGUGUAACAUACAAAAUGAAUAUUCCGAUAGCGAGUCAAAUAUUUAUAAACAUUAGACUAAACAUACGCCCUACUUUACUGUUUUAUAACGUUUUACUCGAUUUCGUAGUUUUAAAGUGGUGACUCGGAAAGUGAAACUUGUUUUCAACUAUCGCUUUCCAGAAAUAUGCUUUUGAAAUUAUUUGGCCUAGUAUUUUUUUUUAAAGUUACUUGGGAAAUUGAAUUAAACCAACGAUGGAUCUUCCCUGACUAUGAUUUUCAUUCGAUAACUGAGAGAGACAAUUUAAGACGAAGAUUUCUUGAUAGGAAAAUAGAGGAUAAAAAUCAAGAUAUGAGACUGAAGAUGUUUGACACAUUAUCAAUUAACACUGUGUACUCAGAAAAUAUACUACAUACGAAGAUAAGUGAAAAAAACUCUAUAAACUACGAAAACGUGUUCAGAGAAUUUUUUACUAUGAAUGGAGUAACAUAUGUCUACAAAAGAGGAUUUUACUGGCGGACAUGGAGAAAGAUAAAUUUAAACAAUAAUGAAACAGUUGUGUGCUACAAGUGUCAGAAUUAUUUAAAUGUUUCGUGUGCUAAAUGCUACAAUGGCUAUUGGAUUAUAGACAAAAGUCCACCUUGCCCUUAUGAAAUCUAUUCGCUAAUACAACCAAAAAUAUUAUGUGUUAUUAAUAUAACAGAAUAUUAUAAACCAUUUGAGCAUUGUCCUCAGAUAAUUAGCUUAGAUAAAUUGAUGGAAACAUGUAGUAAUCCAAUAGAAACAAAAUGGAGGAUUCUUCGUAAUUACUCUGGAAGCGAGAAUUCGAUAACCAUCUGCCAAGGAAGGGAUAAUUGCGAAAUAACAACAUUAUAUUCGAUCAAGCAAGAUUCAAUUACAUUUCGUAUUAUAAAUUCAACCAAUCAUAUAAUUUACUCUCGUGUAAUGAAAAGUGGUCAAACGAAUUACGCAUGCGUUGAUGAUUGCGGUUAUAUAACCCCUCAACAUGACAUUGUUAAAAAUGAAAAACACAUUGUACUUGAUUUAUUACAUAACCUAAAAAACAAAAGAGAGAACAUGAAUGAAACAUUUAUUACAAGCAAAGUUUAUCAACUGGCAACAUCGAGUACUAAAAAACCGUUAUUGAAUAACCUUAAUUUAAAAAACAAUGCUGUAAUGAUUUAUAAAAAUCCAAAAAAGAAAACUUCUAAAUAUAGUUCGGGAGAAUGGUUUAAACCUAUUAAAUCGGAUAUGAUAAAUAAGAAACCGAUAAAUGAAAAAACACCAUGCAAGAAAAUUCAGGACUUCUACGAAGAAGUUGAAAAUGAAUCGGAUUAUUAUGACUAUUGAGAACUCAAAUAAAACAGGUAUUACUAUAACAUAACCAGAAAACACAAGCUUGUAUGGCGAAGAAAAUCAUCGUGAUUUGACGUCGGAGGUGGUUAGGCUUAAAAACAACAUCUGUAGAAUAUAUAGUAUAAAAUAUUUUUGUUUCACAAUUAAAAUGCCUUUAUUAUUACUACUGAAAAUAAUUACCAGCGGAGCCACCUGCCAACGGUUUAUUUCCGAACCAAUUCGACCGAGGAUCAAGAAAGGCAAAAGGCCAAGGCCGGCAAUUUGCAAGCCCUCUGGAAAUGUGAGUGUCUAUAGCCGGUAUCACUCAGCAGCAGGUAGCCUCCUGCCCGUUUGCCAAAAUAUUUUAAAAUGUCGAACCAUGAUGACAUUUUUUAAUAUUAAAAAAAAACACCAAAUAUGACAACAACUUUAUUUUAAUUAGUUAUAAUUUUACAAUAUGGCUUUAUGUA